AUGUUAGGAGCUUCAGUCUUCCUGCCUGUCGCGGCCGCUGUCCAGGCUGUCUUUGGCACCCCCAUCCAGCCGCGUACUGCCUAUGCAGUGAAGGAGACACACCGCGUGCCCCGUAGAUGGGUAAAUAUCGGUCGGGCGCCGGCCGAUAGGACGUUGAAUCUGCAGAUUGGUGUCAAGCAGGGCCAAUUCAGCGAGUUGGAACGCCAUCUAUAUGAAGUCUCUGAUCCGAAGCAUGCUCGCUAUGGCCAGCAUCUUACCUACGAGGAAGUCAACGAGCUCGUCAAGCCAUCCGACGAUACUCUGGAUCUCGUCCACCAGUGGCUGGAGGCCAAUGGCAUCGUUUAUGUCUCCUAUAGCCCUGCUAUGGAUUGGAUUAACGUCGAUGUGGAUGUCGCUACCGCCGAGCGUUUGCUGGACGCCGAAUACUACAUCUUCCAGCAUGAAGAUGGCACUGAAUUGAUUCGCGCCCCGGAAUGGUCCCUGCCAAAGCAUCUCCAUGAGCAUGUGGAUGCCAUCCAGCCCACCACCUCUUUCAUGCGUCCUGUCAAGAGAGCCGACGUGGCAGCAGUCCCUAUCCCUUGGCCCUACCCAGGCCUGCACAGCCCCACCUCUCCCGCGCUGAAGAAGGCGUGCACAAUCAACGGCACCACUCCGGACUGCUUUUCCACACUAUACCAGACAAAAGGAUAUGUGCAAAAGGCUGCAGGCAAAAAUCAGAUCGGGUUCAACAACUUUCUCGGCGAAAUCCCAAUCCGACCAGAUACCAAGCAGUUCCUCACAAGAUACAGGCCAGACGCCGUGGCUGGAGCCUCUGAGUACAAGUUCGUCGACAUUGCUGGUGGGCCUUCCCAAGACACGGGACUCACACCUGCACAAGCGGAGAAGGGUAUCUCUGUUGAAGCCAAUCUCGACGUCCAGACUAUCGUCGGCAUGACCUACCCCAUGCCUGUCACCGCCUUCUCCACCAACGGUACGCCGCCCGAGAUACCUGAUGCGGCAGCUGGUGACCCCCCUGGAAAUGAGCCUUACCUGGUCUGGAUCAACUACGUCCUUGCCCAGAAAAGCCUCCCCCAGGUCAUCAGCACCUCCUACGGCGACGACGAGCAGACUGUCCCCCUCGACUAUGCCAAGCGGGUCUGCAACGGCUUCGCACAGCUCGGUGCACGUGGCAUUUCUAUCCUCUUCGGCUCUGGCGAUGGUGGCGUGGGUGAUGCUGCUGGUAACGACGGCAGUGUUUGCAUUUCCAACGAUGGGAAGAAUACCACCCAAUUCACGGCCUCCUUCCCUCCUUCUUGCCCAUAUGUCACGGCCGUCGGAGCAACGCAAGGCUUCGAGCCUGAGACCGUGGCCAUGAGACCUGCCAACAGCCUCGGCCCCGAUGGGAAAGUCCACGGAUUUUACGCCUCCGGCAGUGGUUUCAGCCAGUACUUCCCCCGCCCGAGCUACCAAGACAAGGUGGUCCCGCUGUAUGUCAAGGGCCUGAAAGGCGAGCACUCGGGUCUCUUUAACCCCAACGGCCGCGCCUACCCCGACAUCGCCGCCCAAGGUCUCUACUUCCAAAUCGUAUGGAACUCGACCUUCAAGAUCAUCUCCGGGACCAGCGCCUCGUGCCCACUCAUGGCGUCCAUUAUCGCGCUUACAAACGACGCGCUCAUCUCCUCGGGCAAGCGACCGCUCGGCUUCUUGAACCCCUGGCUCUAUAGCGAGGGCUAUAAGGCGUUCACUGAUAUCACGGAGGGCAUUAGUCGCGGAUGUAAUACUACUGGCUUUCCUGCUACCAAAGGUUGGGAUGCAGUCACGGGAUUUGGCACGCCGAUCUUCCCUGAGCUGGUGAGGAUUGCUAAGGAGUGUGCUUAG
Messenger RNA from Hyaloscypha bicolor E, 1857 nucleotides. Its product is annotated as tripeptidyl-peptidase 1 precursor. Lineage: Eukaryota; Fungi; Ascomycota; Leotiomycetes; Helotiales; Hyaloscyphaceae. Bases 1 to 1857 code for a protein of 618 amino acids. Gene Ontology annotation, molecular function: tripeptidyl-peptidase activity; serine-type endopeptidase activity. The transcript is spliced from 4 exons. The record is from RefSeq and is a predicted model, not a curated record. Gene Ontology annotation, biological process: proteolysis.